AGACAAUUGCUAUUGCUAAAAUAGACAUAUAUAUGCAGCAGACCUUUGUCUCCACGCGCUGUGAGUCUCAUUCACGUGUAUCUCGGUGUUUUUUCUUCAUCUUCCCCCCACAGGCCCGACAGGAUAUUUGACAGCAGCCAUGGCUCUUAGCGAUGCCGACGUACAGAAGCAGAUCAAGCACAUGAUGGCCUUCAUUGAACAGGAGGCCAAUGAGAAAGCAGAAGAGAUUGAUGCCAAGGCCGAAGAAGAGUUCAACAUUGAGAAAGGGCGAUUGGUUCAAACUCAGCGGUUGAAGAUAAUGGAGUACUAUGAAAAGAAAGAGAAGCAGAUUGAGCAGCAAAAGAAAAUCCAAAUGUCUAACCUCAUGAACCAGGCUCGACUGAAGGUACUGAAAGCUCGUGACGACAUGAUCUCAGAAAUGUUAAAUGAAGCUCGUCAGAGGCUUGCAAACAUUGCAAAGGAUCCAGCCAGGUAUCCAGCUCUGAUGGAUGGCUUGAUUUUACAGGGGUUGUAUCAACUUUUGGAGCCAAAAGUAUCAAUUCGCUGCCGUAAGCAAGAUGUCCAGAUGGUUCAGACGUCAAUUCAGAAGAAUAUCCCUAUUUAUAAAGCUGCUGUGAAAACUAAUCUGGAAGUGCGCAUUGAUCAGGACAAUUACCUCUCCCCAGAUAUUUCUGGAGGCAUUGAGCUCUAUAAUGGUAAUGGCAAAAUCAAAGUGUCCAACACGUUGGAGAGCAGACUGGACCUCAUGGCUCAACAGAUGAUGCCUGAAAUCCGAGUGGCUCUUUUUGGUGCCAAUCCAAAUCGCAAAUUUAUGGAUUGAGAGCAUCUGCUUUAUUGUACAAGAUCCAUGUUCAUUUUUUUUAUUUUGUCAUAUCCAUUUCUUGUUUGUGAAAUUAUUUUAAGCUCAAAGAUGCAUUGUGUUGUGUGAUGUAUUGCUGUAUUUUUGUUCUGUGCAUUAAGGGACGUGAUUUUCAAUUUACAGAUGUGGUCAUGGUCGGUGCACAGUUGUAAUGACUGGUUUACUUUGCUGCUCCUUGAGGGUCUCUGUUUACACUAUUCAGUCAGGGACGAGUUGUUAACAAUUGGUUUAACAGUUGCUCUCUAAUUGGAUCUGUCUUCACAGCACACUGUUUUUCCAGAGUCAGUUUUGCUGCUGGAUAUCAACUCCAACCAGUCACAUGGAGAAAAUAUCCUAUCCGUAGUAACCAAACGACACAUAAUCACAUCCAAAAUAUGUUUAGUAGAUGUUGCAGUGACUGACUGCUUUAUUUUUCCUCCAUGCUAAAUGUCAUUCCAGAGGGCACUAUAUGUAUAUGAAGAUAUGAAGAACUUUCCAGAUUAAAUUAUAUGUAUGUGUGGUUGUAUUUUGUUUUAUCUUUUUUGACGGUGUCUCAGCUUAAAUGUCAUUAUGUGGAAAUGUACACAAUAAUAAAACUGUAAAUCAU
Molecule: messenger RNA, 1445 nt
Organism: Periophthalmus magnuspinnatus
Lineage: Eukaryota; Metazoa; Chordata; Actinopteri; Gobiiformes; Gobiidae
Gene: atp6v1e1b
Product: ATPase H+ transporting V1 subunit E1b
Exons: 9
Coding region: 140-820 (226 amino acids)
Biological process (GO): proton transmembrane transport
Cellular component (GO): proton-transporting two-sector ATPase complex, catalytic domain
Molecular function (GO): proton-transporting ATPase activity, rotational mechanism
Source: RefSeq, a predicted model, not a curated record